Penicillium coprophilum is the source of this 1095-nucleotide messenger RNA. Its product is annotated as Zn(II)2Cys6 transcription factor domain-containing protein. Gene Ontology annotation, biological process: regulation of DNA-templated transcription. The record is from RefSeq and is a predicted model, not a curated record. The transcript has 3 exons. NCBI's taxonomy places the organism in Eukaryota, Fungi, Ascomycota, Eurotiomycetes, Eurotiales, Aspergillaceae. Bases 1 to 1095 code for a protein of 364 amino acids. Gene Ontology annotation, molecular function: zinc ion binding; DNA-binding transcription factor activity, RNA polymerase II-specific.
AUGUCGUGGCAGCCAAAGCUUCGCCCAAAGGGAUUCCCACAUAGCAUCGAUGACUUUGCGGCGGUGGCUUCAUUGUCAGAACUGGAGCAUCGGGCCCGGACUGGGGAAGACAAGCGCGACCAGCGCGUCUUCCGGGUCAAACGUAAACAUGUGUUAAAGGCCUGUGAUCGUUGUCGCGUGAAGAAGACCAAGUGUGAUGGGAAACAACCUUGCAACCGCUGCUCGGUAUACAACCAUCCAUGUCUAUUCCGGGAAAGAAAGGCCACUCAAACCAAAGUAUACUCUCGAGGUCAUGCCACCUACAGAUUCGUCGAAAUGCUCGAAUCCCACCAUUCCCUGGUCGUAAAAGCCCUCCAGAAACUCUACAAAUUCUGCAUCAACAACGAAGGUUUCCCAGGCGAUCCGCUCGCAGAAGCUCCGGACGGACAUCCCCUAACACACGCAAUCCUCGACCGUCUAGGCCUAAUCAAACAAGCCGAAGAAAACGCAGACGAGCCAGACGAGGACUCGGAGGAUCUGCGCUACCUCCGACUGCUAUCAACUUCCACCGAAUGUAGCGUCACUGCAGAACCAUCUCCAGAACCAACUACACCCCCAGAACCAUCCCCAACCCUCUCCCGUCCACCUCCAGCCCAAACUCCCAUAUCCGUCCCCGCCCGCACAACCACAAGCUGGCAAUGGGAUCUCCAGCCCGUUCAUCAGACAAGCUACAGCUACCCGGACGCAGGGUAUCACGAUCUAAUGGCACUGCAGCAAAGGUCAUCCAUGAGCGCUCCGGAUAUGGGCUCUGAUAUCCCACCCCAUGUGGACAUGCCAUCUGCAUCUUCAGCGCUAUCGCAUCAUCCUCAACAUGCGCACCACGAACCGCCGUUCCCGUAUGUCCUGGAGGGAUGCUGUGAUCCAGGAACGCCCCAGCAGGACGUGAAACCCGUGUUGGCGAGAUUACCGCCCGGUCUCGUGGCGGAUUCGCAUCCGCAUCCCCAUCAUCUUGCGGGAAAUCUCUCCGCAGAGAUGAUGGGUGAGUUCCAUUUCCAGGCGCAUGACUCAACAUUUUAUCCUGGCUUUACGCCCGGUUGGAAUUUUCCUUCGGGGUGA